This is a messenger RNA of Trichomycterus rosablanca, 1320 nucleotides long. RefSeq names its product neuroplastin a (gene nptna). Gene Ontology annotation, biological process: dendrite self-avoidance; homophilic cell-cell adhesion; axon guidance. NCBI's taxonomy places the organism in Eukaryota, Metazoa, Chordata, Actinopteri, Siluriformes, Trichomycteridae. The transcript is spliced from 8 exons. The record is from RefSeq and is a predicted model, not a curated record. Gene Ontology annotation, cellular component: axon; plasma membrane. Gene Ontology annotation, molecular function: cell-cell adhesion mediator activity. Bases 157 to 990 code for a protein of 277 amino acids.
CGCUAUUGCUAAGCGACCGGCGUGUUCACUGACCCGCUUCAGUCUCCACCGAGGCUUGCACUGACACUAUAUCAAGCUCCUGUUUACCAUAGCUGACCCAAAAAAACCUCAACCAUAGAUCUUUCACUGUGUGAAGAAUAACCGAGACGUCUGAGGAUGUUUGGUGCGGGGAAUCCGGUGAUGUUGGUGUUGGGGGUGCUGGUGCUGCGCACGGUCUCUGCUUUUACCGAGCCUUCAAUCAAUGCAUCGGACCACCUUACACUAAAUACAGAUUCUCAAAUGCCAUCAGUGACACUGCAGUGUAACCUGACUUCUGCACACAAUCUGAUUGAAAGCUACUGGGUGAAGAAUGGAGAGGAGAUCUCAGGAACACGAAAAGUACAAAGGACCACCGAGUACACAAUCUCCAAGCCAAAAGCAGACGAUGCAGGGGAGUACAUGUGUGUGUACACGAUUGAUAAUGGCCCUCUUGCUAAUGCCACUAUUGAGGUGAAAGCUGAGCCAGAAAUUACAGGACACAAGCGCAGUGAGAAUAAGAAUGAGGGAGAACAGGCUGUCCUCUACUGCAAGUCUGUUGGCUACCCCAGGCCUAUCUGGAGCUGGCGCAAAAAAUUAGACAACGGUGCAUCCUUUGAUAUUGACAACUCAUCGGGCCGCUUUUUUAUUAGCAGCAAGGACAGCUACACAGAGCUAUCCAUUAUUAACCUGGACAUUGGUUCUGACCCUGGAGUGUAUGAGUGCAAUGCCACCAAUACUAUUGGAUCCAAAUCCGAGAUUUCAGUGCUUCGUGUUCGGAGUCACCUGGCUCCCCUCUGGCCCUUUCUAGGCAUAGUUGCUGAAGUCCUUGUUUUGAUUCUCAUCAUUGUUGUCUACGAGAAACACAAGAAGCCAGAUGACGUUCCUGAUGAUGAUGAAUCAGCUGGGCCUAUGAAAACUAAUUCAACAAACAACCACAAGGACAAAACCAUACGUCAACGAAACACAAAUUAAGCUGACCUCUAGUAAAAUAAAGACAUUCAUAUCAUGACCAUAUUAUUAAAAUACUUAAAAAUUAAAUGUGUAAGAAUGCAUAAUGUAAUUCAGAAAGACAUCUGGUCAGAUAAAAUGCAUCUGACCACUCGAGGCAUGCCUUAUGAACGUGUUGUGAAGAGGAUAUCAGAUGAGAAUUUAACAUUAUUAUUAGCAGAGUAAAUAUUAUAAACAUUUUAUUGCAUGAUUGUGUUGCUGGAUAUGUUUUUUUUUAUUUUUUUUUAUUUAUAAGUAGAAAUGUGAAGUGCAUGCAAUAUAAUAGUCUGCUGUUUGAUAAAAUAUAAGAUUUGA